Echinostoma caproni is the source of this 702-nucleotide messenger RNA. The record is from the annotation of a GenBank genome assembly. NCBI's taxonomy places the organism in Eukaryota, Metazoa, Platyhelminthes, Trematoda, Plagiorchiida, Echinostomatidae.
AUGUUAAUUUUUUCUUCGUUUCAGGCAAACACGAAAAAGCAAAAAUAUGAACGUAUUUACGAGCGAAAAGUUGCUACCUCUCCGGAGCAGUUGUGCAAGGGUUACGCUUUUGAAUUCGAGAAGUAUCUGCACUACGCCCGAGCCUUGUCUUUCGAAUGCACGCCAGAUUAUCAGUACCUAAGAGGAAUGUUCCGUCGACUUUUCCAAAGCUUGGAUUAUUCUCUGGACUAUCUAUUCGAUUGGACAUUGUUGCGCACAAAUACUUUGAACUCAGAGGCCGCAGUUGUGAGAAACCCCAAUGAAGGCAAUAAUAACGCAAACAAUAAUACGACGAGUAACAACAACAAUAAUAAUUCAAACGCUAAUCCAAAUGCUGCUGCUAACCGUAACCACACAGGUGGUGGUACCGAGCCGCAGCCCGAUCAAUCUAAUGAUGUUGAUGCUCAGACACGUAUGAUUCUCCAUAGCCUUGUCGGUCGUGGGCAUCAUUCUUCGUCCAAUCAACCUCAGCCGCAACAGCAGCAACAACUGUUGCAACAACAGCUGAACAACAACAGUGGUGCAGUCCAGUCCUCAGCCAUGCACUCGCAAUUCGUCAACCCUUCUGGUAGCGGUGUAACGCAUUCCGGUGUUUACAAUGCCGCAGCUGGAACUAGCGGUGCAUAUGGCAUGCGCUGUGUUAUGCCUGACUUGCGACGUUGA